AAUGAACAUGUAAGGACGAGAGAGUCAAUGGGUGCGCGAAAAGAGAGAUUCAGUGUCGAAACUGCAUAUUGUGUAUGAUCUCAGCCUGUUCGUCAAUAUGACAACAAUAACCCAUCCUUUAAAAUAAGUCCUCCAUCUGAAACCGAAGGCACUCUAACCACAAUCCUUGGUUAGGAGAGUCUUGUGCGUUUCUACUUCCGCUCUGGGUAGUUAGCUGCCGGACUUCCGUGUUGUCUGCGUGAUGACGUAGACGUCCGGACCCUCACAGUCCGGUCAGCACAAACGCAUCGGAGGCGGAGGUCUGUUUCCAGCUCCUUGACGGUGAAAUCACAAACAGCAUUAUGAGUCAGCGGACGGAGCGACGGGGGAUACACGUGGACCAAUCAGACCUGCUGUGCAAAAAAGGAUGCGGUUACUAUGGCAACGCAGCCUGGCAGGGCCUGUGCUCAAAGUGCUGGAGGGAGGAGUACCAGCGGGUACGGCAGAAACAGAUCCAGGAUGACUGGGCACUGGCAGAAAAGCUGCAACGAGAGGAGGAGGCAGCGUAUGCCAGUAGUCACGGCGUGCAGACUCAGUCCACAACGACCCCGCAGCCCGGACAUGCCUCGCUGGGUCCCUUCUCCAAGUUUGAGGAGAAGAAAACCAAUGAAAAGACUCGGAAAGUGACCACCGUCAAGAAGUUCUUCAGCCCUUCGUCACGAACUGCUUCUAAAAAAGAAACCCAAGAAGGUAAAACCAGUCCGUCCAUCAGCCGCCACGCAAGCUUCGAUACGGACCAAGUGUCCAAAGACUUUGUGGACUUCCUGAAAAACCUCCAGAAGCCCGGCCGGGAGAUCCACAAGCAGUGCCGAGCCUUCCUCGUGAACAUGUCAAGCAAGAAGGACCUGGGUGCCGAUGAGCUGUCAGAGUGCGUUCAAGAUUUCUACCAGAAUUUGGCCGACCGCCUGAUGACUCACUUUAAAGGCUCCUCUGAGUCUGUGGAGCAGGUGAUGGACCAAGUGGAAAAGUACAUCAUGACUCGUCUGUACAAGAGCGUUUUCUGUCCAGAAACCACUGAUGACGAGAGGAAGGACUUGGCCACACAGAACAGAAUAAGGGCUUUGCACUGGGUGACCAUCCAGAUGCUCUGUGUGUCCAUGGAUGAAGAAAUCCCGGAAGUCUCUGAGAAUGUGGUGAAAGCGAUAACAGAUAUCAUUGAGAUGGAUUCGAAGAGGGUUCCUCGGGACAAACUGGCCUGCAUCACACGCUGCAGUAAACACAUCUUCAGCGCUAUUAGGAUCACCAAGAACGAGCCGGCGUCCGCCGACGACUUUCUCCCCGCGCUCAUUUACAUCGUGUUGAAGGCUAAUCCUCCACGACUUCAGUCCAACAUCCAGUACAUCACCCGAUUCUGCAACCCCAGCAGGCUGAUGACCGGAGAGGAUGGAUACUACUUCACCAACCUGUGCUGUGCAGCUGCCUUUAUCGAGAAGUUGGACGCUCAGUCUCUCAAUCUUUCCCCGGAGGAGUUUGAGCGUUACAUGUCGGGCCAAGCUUCGCCAAGAUGCAGCAGCGCAGAGGGCGAGUGGCCCCACACCGGUCCAGGAGCUGGCGUGGCUGCCACCAACCCUGUCCUGGCACAGCUCAACCACAAUCUGGAGCAGCUGUCAACCAUCAGCAGCCGGCAGGAGAAGGUGAUGGAGGCCGCUCAGAGCCUCCAGGCUGAUCUGCUCUCCUGGACCGAGAGCGUCCAGCGGGAGGUGAACGACAUCCUGGAAAAAUAUCCGCUGACCUGCACAGUUUCUGCCAUUGAUGCCAACAACAUAGACAACGACAACCUGCCGCCGCCGCUGACCCCCCAGGUGUUCGCAGGGUAGUAAAGUCAGUAAAGGGAGAAGAAGCAUUUUGCAUAAAGGUACUUUACUUUGAAAAUGGGAGUUUCCCAGUAGCCUCUGCACCUUAAAUUUAAAGUGAAGUCAUUUCAGUCAGAAAAAGGAAGAGAGAGAGGGGUGAGCUACGGGGAGAAGCUGCUUUUAUUUGAUUAUUAUUAUAACUGUAACUAUAAAAACACACUCCACGUACAAUUGUUAACAAGGGAUGCACGAGCUAUGGAACAUUUCUUUUUGUAGUUAGUUUGUUGUAUUUUGGGGCAUUUUACACGGAAGUUUAUGCUGACAGUCUCCAUUUAUGAUGCUGCCUCGUGUGGCCAUUUAUGGAACUGCAGGAACUGUAUUUGGCAGCUCAGUUUUGGCUUUUAGCCGUCGAGGUUUCUGCAGUUAUGUUGCACAGUUCACUUUUAUUCAACACCAAAUGGACAAAACAAAAAAAAACAAAACAAAGAAAAAUCAAAUAAAUUUGAAACAAAACUUAGUAGGUUCAACAAAAAAGGUGUGGUCAAUGGUAAUUUUAGAAGAAAAUAGGAAAUUUAUUAGGAAAAAACCUUGUAAAGUGGUGAGAAAAAACAGGCAAGUUUGCAUUAAAAAGUUAUAAGGAAAAAAAUGGCUAAUUUCUCAGAAAUAAAUUUGUCAAUAAAAAACAUUUUUUUAAAGAGUUUUAAGAAAGAAAUCCAUGAGAAAAACUGGACAAGUUUGUGAGGAAAAAAUAGCAAAUUUGCUGUAAAAAUGUUUAUGAAAAAUAACAGGUAAUUAUGUAACCAAAAACAAACAAAUUUAUGAGAAAGAAAUGGCAAAAAUAUAGCACAUAUUAAACUGACCAGCUGCUGUUACUGUUACACUUAAAACUUGUCACUAUUUUGUCCAAACAUAACAGGCAGAUGAUGCUAACUGGCUGGAGAAGAGAAUACUCGUGUUAGUACUAAAUGAUGAUAUGAUAUGAAAUAAACGUACCUAAAUUUACGUAACAAUUAAAAUAGAUUUUAAGUGCGCAAAUAAACAACCAGCUUCAGAUGACGAUCACUUAUUGUCAGCUGUGAUUUUGAUUUAGCUCUUAUUAAUGACAAAAUAAGCUCCUAAAUGAUAAGCUUAUUUGCGCACAUUUCUUUACAUGUUCACUCUUUAUUUCACUAAAAAGCGAUCCCGCAAAAGAAAUAAAUUAAAAAGCAGACUAACCUGUGCAUGAGUGUGCAAUUACGGUUUCCCUGUAACACCUUCAGCUGCCAUUGUUAUCUGCCACAGUCUUGAAUUUUUGUUGCCGUGGAAGUUUAAACAUCUGCAGGCCUGCAGAUCGAUGUUUUAGUCUGAGGACAGUUUCACGUUUGUCAUUUUGUGGAGAAAAGAAAUUCAGGUCUUACACAUUUCUAACACGGAACCGCUUCCAAUUAACCUGCAAGCAUGAAUUUACCCUGAAUACACACUUCAGGUUUUGUGUAAUUUAUGUUUCAAUAUUGUACUGUGUGGGGUUUUUUUUAUUUGUUUUUAAAGAUUUACAGUGUUUGUCUGGCUUUCUGCACCACAUACCGGCCUCAGUAACAAACCAUUGCAAAAAUACGCAUGUUACAUGAUAAAAAUACUAUUACUAAUGUAUUUUAGAUAUUAAUUUUUUUAAAAUCUCAUUUUGUGUACUGUAUAUUGUUAAAACAGUCCAGUGUCUGCCACUUUAAACCACUCCUGGUCCUGUUUCUGUGUUUAUUUAUUGACCGAGGAUCUUUUAAGUACUGUCAAAUUCAAUAACAUUGCUAGUCGCUGAAAUAAAAGCAAAGGGAUUGUAUAAAAGCCUAUAAAAUGUGUGAUUACUGUAAAUUUACUCCGCUGCAAAAAGCAUCUCCAUUUGCCACGUGUGGCUUGUUUAAUCCUCAGUAGCAACCGCUUGAUCUUGAAAAGGUUUUUGCUGUACAUUUCUUUUUCUUUGUGCCACAGAGCUCUAAUAUCGGAGCGACAUGUUCAGGCAGUAGCAGCAGCGCCAAAUGUGUAUUAAUCCGCAGCUGAAACUAGUCCCAUGCGAUUUCACUAUUCACUCUAAGCUACAGUUCCCAGCUAUUUCAUAUAAAUUUGAUAUGUUUGUGAUUUUAAAAAAUUGAUUUAUGCCUUAAGAUGUAACUGAAAUAUUUUGAGUGUGUAUGAAAAAUAAUGAAAUCUGUUGAAUUGAAAUGGAAAAACAAUUUGUGAUGAGCCAGACUUGUGAAGUAAACCUGCUACUUUAGUUAAGCAUUAGUUAAAGUUAAAGUUUUAAGUAAAUUAAAGUGAAAUCUUCAGAUGAAUCACAUAUGAAAAAAUUAACACAGUUAAUAAAUAUUGGAGUGAUGGAU
Molecule: messenger RNA, 4183 nt
Organism: Neolamprologus brichardi
Lineage: Eukaryota; Metazoa; Chordata; Actinopteri; Cichliformes; Cichlidae
Gene: rabgef1
Product: RAB guanine nucleotide exchange factor (GEF) 1
Biological process (GO): vesicle-mediated transport
Cellular component (GO): cytosol; endocytic vesicle
Molecular function (GO): small GTPase binding; zinc ion binding; DNA binding
Source: RefSeq, a predicted model, not a curated record